This is a messenger RNA of Scatophagus argus, 1716 nucleotides long. It is a transcript of the gene sumf2, whose product is annotated as sulfatase modifying factor 2. Bases 147 to 1070 code for a protein of 307 amino acids. The transcript is spliced from 9 exons. NCBI's taxonomy places the organism in Eukaryota, Metazoa, Chordata, Actinopteri, Scatophagidae. Gene Ontology annotation, cellular component: endoplasmic reticulum. The record is from RefSeq and is a predicted model, not a curated record.
UCGACGAACUCGUUUCCGUUGCGACGGUGAAAUAUGUCCGAGAGAGAAAAUGUUAGCAUUGGAUUGAAGUUUGGAAGUUAUGCUACUAGUUAACUCUUAACCUUGUAUUUGCAUAUGCAACUAUAUACCCGAGUAAAAGCGAAUUUAUGUCAGCUAAAAUUAUCUUGACAAACAUGAACGUUAGAGUGACGUCCUGGAUGUUUACUGUGUGCUUGCUGGCAGUUGCAGCAGAUGAAAUGCUGAAUAUACCAGGAGGAAAGAUGUUAAUGGGAACCAGUGCAGCUGAUGGGAAAGAUGGAGAGUCGCCCACCAAGGACGUUGAACUGAAGCCUUUUAAAAUAGACAAAUACCCGGUCACAAAUGCCGAUUUCAGAGACUUUGUGAGAGCACAGAAGUACAAAACUGAGGCUGAGACGUUUGGAUGGAGUUUUGUGUUUCAAGACUUUGUGUCAGAUGAGCUGAAGAGCAAAGUCACGCAGAGGAUUGAGUCUGCUCCUUGGUGGUUACCUGUGGAACGAGUGUUUUGGAGACAGCCCGCAGGACCUGGUUCAGGCAUUCGGGAGCGCCUGGACUUCCCAGUGGUUCAGGUGAGCUGGAACGAUGCUCAGGCCUUCUGCCGGUGGAAGGACAAGCGUCUGCCCACUGAGGAGGAGUGGGAGUGGGCUGCACGUGGGGGCCUGCAAGGUCGGACUUAUCCGUGGGGAAACAAAUUCCAGGCCAACAGAAGCAACCUGUGGCAGGGAUUGUUUCCAGAUAGAGACACUGCAGAAGAUGGUUACCAUGGAGUCUCUCCUGUCACAGCGUUCCCUCCCCAGAACAGUUAUGGACUCUACGACAUGAUGGGAAACACAUGGGAAUGGACAUCCACGCCCUUUCCAGGAGCACAACCAAUGUAUGUGCUGCGUGGUGCCUCCUGGAUUGACACAGUGGAUGGUUCAGCUAAUCAUAAGGCACGAAUCACAACCAGGAUGGGAAACACUCCUGACUCGGCUUCUGAUAACCUGGGAUUCAGGUGUGCUGCCAGUGAUGGACAGAAACAAGGGAAGAAAAAAGACAAAACUGAACUUUAGCAGCAAACAGGAAGUCAAAAAUAUUAAGUGAAAGACAGUAAUGUUCAUUCGAACAAGUGGUAAGUCAAGUUAUUAAUGGAUCUGACGACUCUGAAGUUAGUGAAGAACAAGAAAAAAUAAGGGACCAAUUAAAUAUUAAUGACUAACAUUGAAUAUUAAUAUGAUUGUGCUGACAGGAAGGUGAGAGCGUCGCAACAAAAUAUUUCUCCUGUGGAGAACUUUGUUUUUAAUGAAUUUAAAGAAUCAACACAAUAAUAUUAGCACCUAACAUUCCAGAAAUAAAUAAUUUUCCCAAAAAAAGGUUCCUUGUUGCUGUUUUUCCAUAAUAUAGUUCACACCCCAAAACAAUGAAAGUCUCCCGUCCAUAACUUUACAGGCAUGACUUGAAGAAAUGGGACACUCUGUCAGCAUUGGUCGUCCUCGUGCUACAUACUGGGAUCCAGCUUUUGUUGUGGUUUUUAUGUGACUGGAGAGUAAAUCGGUCCUUUGGUUUAGUCACGGCCUCCCAUAAUCCUGUCUUUGUCUUUCUGUUUAGUUUCUCAUCACGAGUGGCUGGCUGAGUGUUUGUUCGGACCGAUUCUGUUGGCCACCGCAGAUAAGAAGUUUUAUAACCAAUCCAGUCUUGUUAAAGUACAAACGAACUGUA